AGACCUUUUCCAGGACCUGAGCCAGUUUCAGGAGACGUGGCUGACGGAAGUGAGACGCUCUUUCUGUGGGAACAGUCCUCCCGGAAACUGCCGCACUGCUAGGACUUUAAAUUCCGCUCACCAAACCUAGUCAGCAUCCAGCAGGAGCCCUAGAUGAGUUUGUGCUUGCGUUUUAACUGCCCGGGUCUUCUUCCUGUAGAUCCUCAGGUUCCAGACAGCGAUGAGCAGUUUGUGCCUGACUUUCACUCAGAAAACCUAGCGUUUCACAGCCCACCUGCUAAAGUGAAGAAAGAGCUGUCCCCCAGCCAUAAGCAGCCAUUUGGGUACCGCAAUGGCGAGCAGUGCCUUUACGCCAGUGCCUAUGACCAAACCAGACAAGUUGGACUCAAGUCCCCAAACCCAGGAAGCCCGAUACAGUCACCGCCUCAACAUUUCCCUAGGCCGGACAGGAGCUUCCUGAGCCCUCGGGGGCCCUCCCAACCCACUUCCAGCCGUGGAUACCUCAUGGAACACAGCUCCCUCUCCCAGCCAGCUCCGGAGAUGUGCCGUUCCUUCCCCUCCUCUCAGGGCCUGGGCCGCGAAGCCCCAGCUGCCUACCAGCGCCAGAUGUCCGAGCCCUGCCUGCAGUACCCUCAGCAGGGCUUCAAGCAGGAGUAUCAUGACCCAAUGUAUGAGCAGGCAAGCCAGCUGGGAGGCAGCAGCGGCCACCGGUACCCAGCGGGAGUGGUCAUCAAGCAGGAGCAGACGGACUAUGCCUACGACUCAGAUGUUCCUGGCUGUCCUUCCAUGUACAUGACCGCGGAGGGGUACCCGAGCCACUCAAACCCCGAAGGGACAGUAGGCUUCUACCACAAGCCGAUGAGGCCGUUUGCUGAUGAUGUCUGUGUCGUCCCGGAGAAGUUCGAAGGAGACAUCAAGCAGGAAGUGGGCGGGUACCGGGAAGGGCCCCCCUACCAGCGCAGAGGGUCUCUACAGCUCUGGCAGUUCUUGGUGGCUUUGCUGGAUGAUCCAACCAACUCCCACUUCAUCGCCUGGACCGGCAGAGGGAUGGAGUUCAAACUCAUUGAGCCUGAGGAGGUGGCCAGGCUGUGGGGUAUCCAAAAGAACCGGCCAGCCAUGAACUACGACAAGCUGAGCCGGUCCCUUCGCUACUAUUACGAGAAGGGCAUCAUGCAGAAGGUGGCUGGCGAGCGCUACGUGUACAAAUUUGUGUGCGAGCCGGAAGCGCUCUUCUCCCUGGCCUUCCCUGACAAUCAGCGGCCCGCCCUGAAAGCCGAGUUUGAGCGGCAGAUCAGCGAGGAGGACACCGUCCCUCUCUCCCACCUGGACGAGAACACGGCUUACCUCCAGGACCUGGGGGGCCUCCCGCCCCAGCAGUACAGCAAGGGCUACCCCUACUGACACGUGCGGCACAGCCACACGGUGCGUGCAUCGGUGGGGACGUUUUGUUAGUCAUCACUUCGCGUAGGAGCCAGCUUGGACUCGUGGAAGAGCUGCCGGGGAAGCAGGCAGAGGAGAUGCAAGAUGCAAGCCCUAUCCUUGGACCGCUGGCCAGCAGCCCGGGCUCUGACGGACGCUGGCUGUUCCUCCUUCCCCUCCGGGUGUGGGCCCAGACCUGGUGCGAUGGGACCGGCGCUCUCCCCAGAACAGAAACCUCUCGGUGCGGCCGGAGCAGAACAGCCGCUGGUGGAAUGUGUGAUUGUGCCGCAUGCCGUGCCUCCGUGCGGUCUUUAGCCUUGACCACCCGCCGAGCCGGGCCGGGGGUGGGGCAGAAACGGGACCCUCUGGGGCUCUGCCCUCUGAUGUUAUGACUCUCUGAACCUGCUGUUUGUUCCCUCCCCUCCCCUCCCCAGACACACGCUGCUCCAAAGCGGCGCUCAGACACCCAGCCUUCCCGCAAGCACUGUUCUUACCCGCGCUACUUCUUACCUGCUGGGCACAGGCCUGCCCCCAGCCGGGCCCUACGGAGCUGGAGGUUUCAGCUCGCUGCGUAGUGGGAACGGAGGACACGUCUUCCCUUGGACACGUUUGCUCCGGCCUUGGUGCCUCCUUGCUCAGGAUGCUUCAGCUCUGGGCUGCUUGGCGUUGGAAGCCGGUCGUCCUCGUAACGAUAGGAAGG
Pelodiscus sinensis (Chinese soft-shelled turtle) is the source of this 2119-nucleotide messenger RNA. Lineage: Eukaryota; Metazoa; Chordata; Testudines; Trionychidae. The record is from RefSeq and is a predicted model, not a curated record.